AGACUGUUAUCUGGGAUUGCCCAACCACGUCAAGAAAUAAACAUAACUGCACACAUAGAAGUGAUGUGAGCGUUAUUUGUUCAGGUCAAAAAGGACUGCGGUUAACUGGUGGCAUGGACAGGUGUUCGGGGAGAGUGGAAGUAUUACGCGGCGAAACAUGGGGAACGGUCUGUGAUGUUUUCUGGGAUUUAAAGGAUGCCUCCGUCGUCUGCAAUCAUCUCCAUUGUGGACCGGUUUUAUCAGCGAAAGCGGGAGCAUUCUUUGGUGAGGGAAAUGGCUCGAUUUGGAAAGACGUCACAGAAUGUCGCGUGGAUCACUGGCAUUUGCGGCUGGCUGCUGGAGAGGGCCGAUGCGAUGGCCGAGUGGAGGUUUAUCAGAGCGGCGUCUGGGGAAGAGUAACCGAUGAUUUGUGGGAUUUCAAAGACGCAGAUGUGGUUUGCAGACAGCUAAAGUGCGGCUCCGCAGUAAAUGUUUACAACCACGGGAAGUAUGGAAUCGGAAAAGGACAUGUGAUCAUGAGCAACGUCAGUUGCAUUGGAAUUGAAUCCUAUCUCUGGAACUGCACUUUCACACAAACGGACCAUAUACCUCUGCCUGAUGUUGGUGUCUUUUGUUCUGAUGAUAUUCCCGUGAGGCUGGUGAAUGGUUCAAGUCGUUGUGCAGGACGGGUAGAAGUUUAUUACAACGGAAUCUGGGGGACCGUCUGCGAUGAUGCCUGGGAUAUAACAGAUGCUGAUGUUGUCUGCAAGGAACUAAAUUGUGGACAUGCUGUUAAUGCCACCAAGACCAGUUGGUUUGGUCAAGGCUCAGGCCCAAUCUGGUUGGACAACCUGAAGUGUUCAGUGAAUAAUACAGCCUUGUGGCAAUGUCCGGCGAGACCAUGGGGACAGAACGAUUGCAGUCACAAAGAAGAUGCUGGAGUUAUCUGUUCCGGUCACAGAGAGAUAAGGUUGGAAAAUGGGAAAAAUCCCUGCCAGGGCAGACUUGAGGUUUUCUUUAACGGAACAUGGGGAACAGUUUGCUCUGAUUUGUUUGGCAUUGAUGAUGCAGAAGUCGUCUGCUCCCAGCUCAACUGCGGCUCGGCAAAAUUUGUCGAAAACAACGCUGCAUUUGGAGAAGGGACUGGACCGAUCUGGCUGGACGACGUGAGAUGUCGGUUUGGCGACUCACUUUUAUGGCAAUGUCCAUCUUCAGCAUGGGGCCAGCACAACUGCAGACACCAGGAGGAUGUUGGGAUCAGUUGUUCAGACCUGCGGCUCGUGGCCGGGUUCGAUAAUUGCUCUGGAAGAAUUGAAGUUUUCUUCAGUGGGACGUGGGGGACGGUCUGUGACGAUUCGUGGGACAGAUACGAUGCUACUGUCGUCUGUCGUCAAUUAAACUGUGGGGAUCCAUUCCUGACUUCCGUGGGGAUGCUAUUCCCCCCUGGGGAUAAGAAGUCACGGCCUUCAAUACACAAGUUUGCUGAGCCGUUUUAUGAGGAGAUAGUCAUUCAGGAGACUGGGCCUGGAGUUGAAUCCCCUUUACCGCUUGAGGAACAUUUCGGAGAAGAAUAUGACGAUAUUGAAUAA
Hypanus sabinus (Atlantic stingray) is the source of this 1568-nucleotide messenger RNA. RefSeq names its product deleted in malignant brain tumors 1 protein-like. Gene Ontology annotation, cellular component: membrane. NCBI's taxonomy places the organism in Eukaryota, Metazoa, Chordata, Chondrichthyes, Myliobatiformes, Dasyatidae. The transcript has 8 exons. The record is from RefSeq and is a predicted model, not a curated record. Bases 114 to 1568 code for a protein of 484 amino acids.